This is a messenger RNA of Sipha flava (yellow sugarcane aphid), 2721 nucleotides long. RefSeq names its product aconitate hydratase, mitochondrial-like. NCBI's taxonomy places the organism in Eukaryota, Metazoa, Arthropoda, Insecta, Hemiptera, Aphididae. The record is from RefSeq and is a predicted model, not a curated record. The transcript is spliced from 13 exons. Gene Ontology annotation, molecular function: aconitate hydratase activity; 4 iron, 4 sulfur cluster binding. Gene Ontology annotation, cellular component: cytosol; mitochondrion. Gene Ontology annotation, biological process: tricarboxylic acid cycle. Bases 231 to 2546 code for a protein of 771 amino acids.
UAGAUCGCAGGUAAGUUGCUUUAAUAUUUGUUUUCAAAUCCUUUGGUUUUCGCUCACGAUUUCCUCAGCCGCUCACGCACAUUAGCUGUUUUCUCUAUAUCACGUCGAACUUAUAGACACGCGUCUGUUCGCUUGUGUUCUAGGUACCAUGGACCAACUUUGCAUUCGGUGAAAUUAAACAGACAUCUUUACUCUUGUCACGGCCCGUGAACAGGAAUCCUAAAGUCGCCAUGAGCAAGUUCGACAAGAUGCCCUUGCCCUAUGACGUAUUGGAAAAACGUAUCAAAAUAGUCGAUAAGAGAAUUGGAAAGCCAUUGUCUUUGGCGGAAAAAAUACUAUUUUCCCAUUUGGAUGAUCCAGUUAAUCAAGAUAUUGAACGUGGUGUAUCCUACUUAAAAUUAAGACCGGAUCGCGUAGCUAUGCAAGACGCAACUGCCCAAAUGGCUAUGUUGCAAUUUAUAUCAUCAGGUUUACCUAAAGUCGCUGUACCAUCCACUAUUCACUGCGAUCACUUAAUUGAAGCUCAAGUUGGUGGAGUGGAAGAUUUAAAACGGGCAAAAGAUUUAAAUAAAGAAGUAUACGACUUUUUGAAAACCGCCAGUGCCAAAUAUGGAGUUGGAUUUUGGCAUCCUGGCUCAGGAAUCAUCCAUCAAAUUGUUCUUGAAAAUUAUGCGUUCCCUGGCUUAUUAAUGAUUGGCACUGACUCCCACACACCGAAUGGUGGUGGUCUUGGUGGUUUGUGUAUUGGAGUCGGUGGCGCAGAUGCUGUCGACGUCAUGGCCGACAUACCAUGGGAAUUAAAAUGCCCAAAAGUUAUUGGUGUUCAUUUGUCUGGAAAAAUGACGGGCUGGACUACACCAAAAGAUGUUAUUUUAAAAGUUGCGGAUAUUUUAACAGUUUCUGGUGGCACUGGUGCUAUAAUUGAGUAUCAUGGACCUGGAAUAGAUAAUAUUUCAUGCACAGGUAUGGGUACAAUAUGUAAUAUGGGAGCUGAAAUCGGUGCAACAACAUCAUUGUUCCCGUUCAAUCAUCGUAUGGCCGAUUAUUUAAAAGCUACCUCACGUGCAGAUAUUGCCGAAGAAGCUGCUAAGUACAGCAAAACAUUAUUAACCCCUGAUCCAGGCUGUCAUUAUGAUCAAUUAGUUGAAAUUGAUUUGACGACAUUAGAACCACAUGUCAACGGUCCCUUCACACCUGAUCUUGCGCACCCUAUAUCUAAACUUGGUAAUAAUGCCAAAACAAAUGAUUGGCCCAAUGAAAUUAAAGUUGGACUUAUUGGAAGUUGUACAAAUUCAAGUUAUGAAGAUAUGGCAAGAUGUGCCACCAUUGCCAAAGAAGCCUUGGCUCAUGGUCGUAAAUCAAAAAUUCCAUUUAAUGUUACACCUGGAUCAGAACAGAUCAGGGCAACUAUUGAAAGAGAUGGAAUCGCACAAAUUUUAAGAGACUUUGGCGGUACAGUCUUAGCUAAUGCUUGCGGUCCAUGCAUUGGUCAAUGGGACCGUAAAGAUGUAAAAAAAGGAGAAAAAAAUACCAUUGUUAGUUCAUAUAAUCGAAAUUUCACUGGUCGAAACGAUGCUAAUGCAGCAACACAUGCUUUUGUCACUUCUCCUGAGCUUGUUACUGCUUUAGCUAUUGAAGCACGUCUAAACUUCAAUCCAGUAACUGAUUCGAUUAAAGGAGCUGAUGGUAAAAAUUUUAAAUUAAGUAAUCCAUUUGGCGAUGAAUUGCCGUCCAAAGGUUUUGACCCUGGCCAUGAUACAUAUCAAGCUCCACCUUCUGAUGGAUCAAAAAUUAAUGUAAAAGUUGAUCCAACAUCAAAUCGCUUGCAAUUAUUGGAGCCGUUUAAAGCUUGGGACCAUAAAGAUAUGGAAAAUCUAACUAUUCUUAUUAAAGUUAAAGGAAAAUGUACAACUGAUCACAUUUCCGCUGCUGGUCCAUGGUUAAAGUACAGAGGUCAUUUAGACAAUAUUUCAAACAACAUGUUCAUUACGGCAACCAAUGCAGAAAAUAACGAAAUGAACAUGGUUGUGAAUCAAAUAACCGGAGAAUGUGGUUCUGUACCAGACACAGCUAGGUACUAUAAAUCGAAAAACAUGUCAUGGGUAGUGUUCGGCGAUGAAAACUACGGCGAGGGUAGUAGUCGGGAACACGCUGCUCUAGAACCUCGGCAUUUGGGUGGACGUGCAAUAAUUGUUAAAUCUUUUGCACGUAUCCACGAGACAAAUUUGAAGAAGCAAGGGUUGCUAGCUUUAACCUUUGCCAAUGCCACUGAUUAUGAUAAAGUUCAACCCACCGACCUAGUAUCCAUAGUUGGAUUGAACGAAUUUUCGCCGGGAAAGCCUUUGAGAUGUACCUUAUGUCAUAUUGAUGGACAAGCAGACGAAAUCAUGUUAAACCAUACAUUUAAUGAACAACAAAUCGAAUGGUUUAAAGCCGGUAGUGCGUUAAAUCGCAUGAAGGAAGUUGCUUCAAGACAGAGUAGUAAUAAUUCUUCUCCUUCUUUCUUCGGGGCCAUUAGAGAUUUUGUCAACAAAGUACUUUUUUAAAUGUGCCUGUGAUUAUAUUAAUGUAUAAUCCAGUGUUGGCCGGGUAUUUAAAGUACCCUUGAGGUUUUUUUUCAUAUGAACCUGCAAAUACAGGGUGCGGAAGUCAAAUCCAACGAUUUGAAAAAAUAAAAAAAUAGAAAAAAAAUUUUUUUAUUAAUUUUUCACCGAACAAAUA